CUACUUUGUAUUUGUUUUUAACAGGUUGUUUGAUCGCUUUGGAAAAAAAGGGGACUGGUUCAACUGAUCCUGUGACUCGAGCAUUCAAGAUCAAGCGCUGCAAUAGAUUAAGCAAGGAAGUGCCGGGGAGAUGAAAUCGGAUGGGGUUGCCACAGCGACAAUGGAACCUGAAGCUGGUAUUGGGGUGGAGCCUGUGAUUGAGGCAGCACCCCCAGGGGAAGAGCAACAGCAGCAGCAGCCUCCUCCACAGCCAGAGAACAAGUCUGCCACUGAGGAAACUACUCCCCCUGCUGAGGAGGAGGUGAAUGACAAGGUCCCUGUCGCCCACGUCAAACCCAAGACCAAAGGUGCUCCAGUCAAGGGGAAACCUGGUGCUGCAGCUGGUAAGCCUACUGGGACCACAGGAACGUCUAACAAGACCGGUACAGCCCAGCAACGGACCAGUAACGGAGAUCGGAAAACAGUUGCCAAUGGAUUGGCCAAAAAAACGGCGGUGGCGGCAGCAGGAGUUGAAAAGAAAACCGUCGCUCCUGCAAAGAGGCCUGUUGGCGCGGCAACAUCCAAAGCGGCUGAGAGGAAGCCAGCCGCAGCCAGACCCGCCACUGCACCCGCCUCUUCCAGUGCCGCGGCCAAUGGGGUGAAGCAGCCUCCGACGAAGAAGGUGGCGACUCCAACUGGGACAACCGCUGGCGCGAAAGUCCGGCCCAGUACUGCGGGUCCUAAACCCAGUACAACAGUGCAGCCGUCAAGAGCAACACCAGCAGCUAAAACGGAGAAAGUGGCGGCUCCCAAGACAGCCAGACCUGCUGCUUCCUCCCGCCCAGCAGCCAGUGCAGCUCCCCGACCCGCCCCAGCCAGGGCUGGAGUUUCAGCGCCAUCUAGUUCCAAGCCUGCUGCAUCGCAGCCUAGCAAGACAACCACUCAACCAAGCAGGACAACUACCCUGCCCAGCAAGACGGUCUCGGCUCCUGCCAAAAAAGAUGUCACCAGACCGUCCACAACCGCCUCCAAGAGACCUACAACCACCGCUGCCCCGGCAAAGACGGCUGCAGUGAAGCCCAUCAGAACAGAGCCAGCAAAGGUGACCCCUGCUGCUGCUCCUGUCGUGAACAAGAACGCGGACCCCAAACGCUUGCCCUCAACUCCCAAGGCGACUGAGAAAGUAAAAUUGAAACUGGAUUCGAAAACCCAGUCUCCGUUAAAGAGUGCCGGCAGCCCUCGCAAUCCCACCAAAGCCGGGAUGAUGAAAACAGCCUCCCCCAGCCCUAAGAAACCCAUUGGGAGCAGCGCUCCAGUGCCGGUUAGGAGGCUGGGGACCAAGCCCACGCAGUCAGUUCAGCCAAUCAUGACUAGCGCGGAAUCUAAGAAAGGGUCCAAGGCGACGCCUGCUUCUGCUGUGGUUGCUGUCGCAGCUGAUCCUGCAACUGAACCAACGAAGAUGCCCCACCUAGACCUGAAGGAGGAGGUGGUUGUUCCACAGAGCGCUGUCGAAAGCCACGUUAGCCCGACCGAGGAUGCUACAGUGCCGUCUGUGCAAGCUGUUCUCCCUUCUCCUGGGGCCACAGCCAAACAGGCGGUUGUUGCCGAGGGAGCUUCUUCAGAAAUGCAUGAUGUGCCUGCAGUAGAGCUUGAGACCACAAAUGACGUUCCCUUUGCUGGAGAGAAAGGAAAUGCAGCUACUCUUCUUUCUCUAAGCGAGACGGUUGUCCCCGAGCCUAGUGUGGAGGAGACGGCUCUUGCAUGUUCUGAAAGCCAGGAGAAGGCUUUGGCUGAUGAACCAGUGGUGGAAUCCUUGUUCCCAGAAGAACCAAAAGAGGUCCAAGUGAUGCCUGAACAAUAUUGGGAACACCAAGAAUUUAAGUUGGAGACUCCGUUGUGUGAAUCGGCAUUACUGGAGAAGAAAGAGCAACCAGAAACGGAGGAGGAGGAGGAGGAGGAGGAAGAGAUGCCCCCUUCAUGGGGUGCAGAAAGAAAAGCAGUCGUGCCAACUGACAACAUGGGAGCACAAAAAGACAAGGGCGAGAUUGAAAAAGCAGAUGCAGAAAUUAACGAAGAUGACGAGAUUCGGUCAGAAGAAGAUUUUAGUCACUCUUCGGUGUCAGAGAUGGGAGAGUCCCAGGCCACCGAAGAGGGGUCCAAGACGGUGGCAGAGCAAACCGAGUACAUGGAAAGGAGCGAACCCUCCGGGAUAGACAUGCACCAAGGGUUGACUUCCGAAAUGGACUCUGAAGAUGUUAGCCAGCCCUGCAUGUCCGAACUGAGCGCACCGCAGUCGGACGCUGGACUUCUAGAAGGAAUGGAAAGCAUGGAUGAUUUGAGGGAGGUUGGUCGUGGUGCUUCCCCUGAUAUUGAAGUGGCUCUUGAUGUUCAACAAGACUACUUCCUGCAAGAAAGAGGCGCUGCACAUCCUGUUAACGCUUCGGAAGACCGGGACUAUGAUAUGGAUGUUGGAUCGGAAAAAGUUGACCCUGAAAGCACAGAGAAUGUCGAACACGAGGACGAUGAAGAUGUAGAGAUGGUGAGCGAGGUCGUUACAGAGAGUGGGCUGGAAAGUUAUGGAAAUCCUGAUGAAGAUGACCUGGUGGAAGAGAUGUCACGUGAUGUGGACCUUAAGACCCCUGAUAACUUGAACUUCUUGAGCGCUACCACUGCGGUGGAUUUUGAAGUGCCAGAGCACACUGCCCAAGCAGUCCAGCCUCCGGCAGAAACUGAAGUACCGGAAAAUAAUUUGUCUGCAAACAAUCCCUUUGUUUCUUUCACUCCUGAAGCUGACGCAAGUCCUGUGCGAGAAGAGACUGCUGGAUUUCAACUAAAUUCUGCUGAAAAUAUAAUGGACUCAUACAAUACUGACUUACAAGAGGAUACUACGUUCAGUGCCCCUAAUAUGGAAGCUGAGCCGCAGAGUGUGGAAACUGUAUUGUCAGAAAAAGGUGCAAGCGAUUCCGCUUGCAUGGGAGUUGAGUUCAACUCAAGUCCAGAUGAACUGCCUACUCCUGUAUGUGAGACCCCAACGGAACAAGAACUGCUAUACUCCAUGGCAGCCAAGCCUCAGUCUUUGCCAGUUGAGUCCCUGGCGGAGCUGUGCAAACAAGCAGAGCCUCACAAUCCGCCCAAGACAGAGAAAGAGGCGGCACCUGGUAGCCCCCAAGAGGAGGCCGACAAACUGCCCUUUGAGAGCCCUGCCUCUCCCCCUGAGAGGGAGCCAGAGAAAGGACUGUCAAAAUCAAGCACCCUGAGUGGCCCAGAGCUGGCUGCCCAAAGCAGCAGCGAGACCAGCACUCCAGAGGAGCUGAAGGAUUACAACAGCAGUUCUGGGGUUGAAUCUAAAUCGGAAGAGAAGCUUGGAGGAAUUCAGCUUCAUCACCAGAUUAUCAGCCCGCUGGAGGACCUCCCGCUGGACCAGGAUUUGGGGAUACAUCUAGAAAAGGGGGAUGAGGAGACAGAGACCCUCCCCGCUGAUGACAUUUUGGGUGAUCCCCCAACAGAGUCUGUUGCAUCUUCUGAGGAGGUGACCGAAGAGGACCACUCUGACACCGAAGGGGAGAUUCUGAUUAACGACCCAGGAGUGGUUGGAUUCAUUGGGAUCGACAACAUCGCUUUUGAGGAGACGGGGAAGAAGUUGACGGAGGAGGAAGCCGUUGUGGUUCCCGACUGCAAACUCCCAACCGAGCUCCAGUCCGUAGAGGAGUACGAGGAGCAACAUAUGAUGUCCACCGAUGCUGGCGGGCCAGACACCCCGCAUUCGACCAAUUCUGUGGCUUCGUACGCCUUUGACUGCACUUCCAAUGCCCACUCCAUGACAGAAAGCUGCAGCAAGAGCCCUGGUAUCUUCUCUCUGGAGAACGAAGAUCAACUUCUGGAGGAAAGCAAGGACAACACCUUGAUGAAGGAACUGAAUCUCCAGCAGGUUGAGGAGCAGACACAGAGGGCUGUUCCAACAGCUCCUGACUCCAAAGGAAUGGACUCUUACCAGAACAACAAAGACCGCAACGUGGAUCUCCUGACCUUGGAGGACACCUCUCCCUGCGAGACUGCCCCGCAACUACCAAAGUCCGGGAACAAGGGAGACUGCGAGUACAUGUUUUGUGUGACGUCGCCGUUUCCGACUCUGCUCGGAAACCUGGAUACAGACUGUUCCUCUGCAAACCCCGGCAUGCCAAACAUGAUCAGUGACUUGCCAAGUGAGGAAUCCGAUCGGGAUUCCCCUGACCAUGCACUUAACUCUCCAGCGGCUUCGCCAAGUGAUGGGGACCAUGCUCCACCCUACUACUCUGCUAUUUGUGAAACAACUGAUAGCAUGCUUACAGGUAACGUAUAGUAAUGCAUUUGGGGAAUCUCCCAUUAGACCAGUGCCACCCUUUAUAAAAGCUUAAAAUCUUGUAUGUGCAAUAGCUGCUAGAACCUACCCUUGAAGAAUAACACUACAAUACACUUAAUCAUUUAGCUCCUGUGGAUUGGAAGACGUUUUCCGUGAAGCCCUUAAUAGAACUAUUAAAGGACUCUCAUCUUGUUGUAUAUUCCUUCUGUUUUUAACCUGAGACUUUUCCCUUUUUAUAAUUUUGUUUUUGUAUGUGCGUCAUUGGAAUGUGUUACACCUCUUUCAAACUUAAGGGAUUUGUACUCUUCAUUUCCUGUUUUGUUUGUUUAUUGGGGGGUGGAAUUUCAAUAUAUAGCUUUAAAUAAAAGUAGAUAUUUAAUAUGCA
Messenger RNA from Polyodon spathula (Mississippi paddlefish), 4703 nucleotides. RefSeq names its product titin homolog (gene prr36a). The record is from RefSeq and is a predicted model, not a curated record. NCBI's taxonomy places the organism in Eukaryota, Metazoa, Chordata, Actinopteri, Acipenseriformes, Polyodontidae. The transcript is spliced from 4 exons. The coding region runs from base 131 to 4318 and encodes 1395 amino acids.